GUGGAAGCAUGCCCUUUGGAGUAAAAAUCUGCACAGACAGGUGUGAAAUCUGAUCCAAAUCAGUAUCUCAGGUUUGGGCUUUGGUCUCCUUAAUCCUUUUGUGUUCGAAGUUUGGUUUCUGUUGGGAUAAUAUGCUGGAAAUCUGCACUUUGAUUUUUGCUUGCAAACCAAAUAGUAUGCCUUUGUGAUCUGAUUCUUGAGCUUAAAUGGUAAAUAUUUGCAUGGUAAUGCGCAAAAUUCUGAUCCAAAACAGCAGUUUCAAACACCUAAAGGUUGCUUUGUUGUGAGUUUUCAGUUCCUUAAAGCCUGGGUGUUAAAAAAAGUAGUCUGAAAAUUGAGACAUGUGCAUUGUUUACAGCUGAUUUUUGGAUACUAAUGAAAAGUUUUGCAUUUUGAAAAGUUAUUUAAGCACUUUCAUUUUGUUUUUGAAAGUGCAAAAAGGGCACAAGAAUUUUUUUUAGGAACCUAACUUGAAGCUUGAAAUCUGCAUUUCUUUAAAUCUGAUUUUUAGUUCUUCAAAGCUAAAAAGACUUGGUCUUAGCCAUGUUUUUGCAGAUUUUAGGUCCAUCGAGCACUUUAAGGAGGGAAAAGUGAUGAGUUGAUGCUGCGUAUACUUUGUUUUUUUAGUUGCAUUCCCCUCUCCCCUUCUCUCUUUGCUAAGUCCGUGCUUGCUUAAUAUUGCCAUUUGCAUACUAUAUAGAUGCAUUGGGGACUAUGCACAUUUUAAGUGUGGGGGGGGGGGGGGGGGGGNUGCUCAUGCUUGUGUCAUUGCUUUUAAAAAAAAAACUUUUGGGGCAAAAUUUUUUCAAAAAAAAAUAGGUUUUGGGUCCAAAUAUUUUUCAUUCUUAGUUGCAUAUCUCCGUAUUUAGAGCAUUGUUUUCAAAAUUUGACCCAAAAACCUCAUUGUUUUUCUUGGGGCUUAAUUCUGAAAGAUGGCAAGUGUAUACUUUAUAAAUCCACAUUGAGUCUUAUGCUCUUUUCUUGGUAAAAUGGCCCUUAAAAUGUUUGAAAUCCUUCUAGGAAUCCCAUAGAAUUUUGUUUUCUAGAACUGGCCAUCCACAUAUUAUCUAGAUGCUGCCUAAUCAACCAUUGCGUGAUAUUAAAAUCUGAAGAAAAAAACCAGAGAGAAACCAGUUUUAGGAGCCUUUUAUUUUUAGAAAAUUGAGUGAUUUUUAUAUUUUUAGGCUUAUUGAUGAACCUUGCUACCGCUGCUAUUGAGCCGUUCAAAACCAUAGGACUCCCCUAGGAAACUUUUUUGUAGCAGCUUUAGAGCAUUUGUUAGAACCCAAAAAAUCCACACCUUAGUUUUCCAUCCUUAUAGGAUUUCUAGCUCACUUUGUUUUUAAAAUGUGAAUGAGCAUAAAGUCUUAAGUGUGGGGGUAUUAAGUUCACUUUGUUUCUUCUUGAUGAUGAUAAAAAGAAAUGAUAUAUUCUUUUUGGCCCUUGAACGAGGACGUUCAACUCUUAAGUGUGGGGGUAUUUGAUAAGUCGGGUUUGGGUUAGUAUUUUUUAUUCUUUUUUCGUUCUUUUUAAUCAUUUUUUUUGCAUGUUAUUAUUUUAAUAUAUUUUGUUUUCCCUAACCCAAGUUACCAGAUAUCCUAUUUUUGGAAUAAAGUGCAGCAAAAAGCCAAAUGGAAACUCAAGUUUAAAAAGAAGAUUGUGUUUGGGCCAAAACCCAAACCUUAAAAAAUUAGCAUCUCGGUCAAAGCCAUUCUCCCAUUUUUCCAACAAGCAAGCAAAACUCAGCCCCAAAUUUCAGCUCCUUCGUGGUCUUCAAACAACAUAAAUCAGCCCAGCAUCCACCCCAAUCAAGUAAAUUCGGCCCAGCAUCUCGGUCAACAGGGCACAACGCAGCAGCAAAGAAGCGGUGAAGUCGAAUUGCAACCAAGUCUCAGAUUGAAGCAAGAAAUCAGCGGUGAAUCAUUCAAAUCCUUUCAAAAUCGAUGUGUAACUGAACGACGACUUCAAUUCUCACAACAAAUGCUCUAACGUUCGGCCAUACCCUCCGCUUUUGACCAAGUAAGCAACGGUUUCUUCUACGCUACUCUCUCAAAUCAACAGGAAGAAAACCUCUGGUCUAUAAAUUGAGCACGGAAUUGCAGUUUCAAGGAGGGGAGAGACGAACCACAACAGCUCCAAUUUUCGAAAUUCUUCAUCUUCUUCUUUUAGGUUUGAGAGUAAAAACUGAUGUAGCAUUUGAGAUUUGAGAAUCAGGAAGCUGCUCGGAAAUGAAGCAGAGAGCUUCGAGGAUGAAGCUAAAGAAGAAUCGAAAAUAACAAAUUUGAGAUUGUAGAGAAAAAGGUGUUGUAGAAAAUGAAGUCUUUAUUGAUAAUAUGGUCACUUUCCAUUUUUCUUUCUAAAGUAUGGUAGUAAACUACAAGGUAUAAAUAUCACACGGUCGCUUGUAUCUUAGGGGAUUAUCGUCGGAAGAUAAGAGAAAGUUAUCAAUGAAUGCAAAGGCAAUCAACAUCCUUCAUUGCUCCCUCGGUCCCGAUGAAUUUGCAAGAGUGAGUACGUGCAAAACUGCCAAAGAAGUAUGGGAUCUAUUAGAAGCCACUCACGAAGGGGAUGUCUCGACAAAGCAAACAAUGAUUGCCCUUGGGAACGCCGAGUACGAAUCCUUCAAGAAAGGAACAUGUGAGACAAUCCAAGAUAUGAACAAGAGGUUCAAUGAGAUUGUCAACAAAUUGAAGGAAGAAAUGUGUGAAAAUCCCAAGCUUACCAACGCCUUCAAAGCUUCAAAAGACUCAUCUAGUGAAGAGUCAAGUGAAUCAAGUGAUGAUUCAAGCGACUCAAGCUCUACGGAAGAGUCGGAUGAUGAAGAAGACGAAGAGAAGACAAUGAGAAAUAAGUAUACGGAUUUCCUCAAAUGGAAGAAGUAUGUGAAGAGGAAACAAACGUAUAAAAAGCCAAAGAAAGAGCGACAUAAGCCAAGGUAAAUUCUUCUCACUUAUUGGGAUAAGAUAUUAUUUUGUUUGGUUUUAAUUAUUUUUCAAAAAUAAAACCUGAUCCCAUAUGUGCUUUUAUUUGUUUUAGCCUUGGUUUUGCAUGAUUAAAAUUUCUUAAAAUUC
Molecule: messenger RNA, 3071 nt
Organism: Cuscuta campestris
Lineage: Eukaryota; Viridiplantae; Streptophyta; Magnoliopsida; Solanales; Convolvulaceae
Source: the annotation of a GenBank genome assembly